AUGGCAAUUCCUAAAAUUAUUUUGCUCAUUAUUGGUGUUGUGACUACUUUGCUUUCUAUAGCUUUGGCGACACCGGGGAUUGCCACAUUUUAUACGCAAUAUGUUCCUUCAUCAUGUUAUGGAAACACACCCCAAGGUGCCAUUAUAGCAGCAGCAAGUGAUCCUCUAUGGAAUAAUGGUGCAAUAUGUGGAAAAACAUUCAAUGUCACAUGCACUGGUCCUUGCACUGGCAAGAGUAUUUUGGUAAAGAUUGUUGAUCAUUGCCCUGGAUGUGGUGGAACUCUGGAUCUCUCUAAAGAAGCCUUCUCAACCAUUGCUAAUCCGGUCGCUGGCGUUAUUAAGAUCGACUAUGUCCAGUAA
Molecule: messenger RNA, 360 nt
Organism: Nicotiana attenuata
Lineage: Eukaryota; Viridiplantae; Streptophyta; Magnoliopsida; Solanales; Solanaceae
Product: putative EG45-like domain containing protein 1
Exons: 2
Coding region: 1-360 (119 amino acids)
Biological process (GO): systemic acquired resistance
Cellular component (GO): apoplast; cell wall
Source: RefSeq, a predicted model, not a curated record